Messenger RNA from Gastrolobium bilobum, 2647 nucleotides. Its product is annotated as pentatricopeptide repeat-containing protein At5g42310, chloroplastic. Gene Ontology annotation, molecular function: protein binding. The record is from RefSeq and is a predicted model, not a curated record. The coding region runs from base 59 to 2137 and encodes 692 amino acids. NCBI's taxonomy places the organism in Eukaryota, Viridiplantae, Streptophyta, Magnoliopsida, Fabales, Fabaceae. The transcript has 5 exons.
UCGGGAGUCACUGUUCUCUCUCACUCUCUCUCUCUAUCAGUGACUAAUUUAUGAUAACAUGUUCGUUUUGCCACUGCAACUAACUACUCCGUUCCCUUCAAUCCACGUCAAUUAUUUCCCCGUCCACCUCCACCGCCACCAUCACCGCCACCACCACCACCGUGUCUUCCAACCACCGCUGUCCUCCGCAAACUUCUCAUCAUUCAGACCAAUCAUCGUGGACGAGGGUCCAAACGACAUUCUUUCCCUUCAAAACCGCCACUAUGACUUCACUCCCCUCCUCCGUUUUCUCUCCGAUUCCAAUUCAUCCACCACCGAUUCCGACUUGAACUCGGCUUCCCCGACUUCACUUGACUCAACUGAGUUCCAACUCGCCGAAUCUUACCGAGCCGUCCCAGCUCCACUCUGGCACGCGCUCCUCAAAUCUCUCUGCUCCUCUUCCGAUUCCAUUGGAUUGGCAUACGCCGUCGUUUCUUGGGUCGAGAAACACAACCUCUGCUUCUCCUACGAGUUGCUCUACUCCAUUCUAAUCCACGCGCUUGGGCGCUCCGAAAAGCUUUACGAAGCAUUCUUGCUUUCUCAGGGACAAGUGCUAACUCCUUUGACCUACAACGCGUUAAUCAGCGCGUGUGCUCGUAAUGGUGACCUUGAGAAGGCUCUGAACUUAAUUUCAAAGAUGCGCCGCGACGGUUUCCAUCCAGAUUUUAUGAAUUACAGUUCAAUCAUUCAGUCCCUUACUCGCUCUAACAGAAUAGAUGCUCCAAUUUUGCAGAAGCUUUAUGGAGAGAUUCAAAGUGAUAAGAUUGAGGUUGAUAGUCACCUACUCAAUGAUAUCAUAAUGGGUUUCUCAAAAGCCGGUGAUCCUACUAGGGCUAUGCAUUUUCUUGCUAUGGCUCAGGGUAAUGGCUUGAGCCCCAAAUCAGCAACUUUUGUUGCUGUUAUUUUAGCAUUGGGAAAUUCGGGUAGGACCGUAGAAGCUGAAGCGUUGUUUGAGGAGAUUAAAGAAAGUGGUUUGGAACCCAGGACAAAGGCUUAUAAUGCACUCCUUAAAGGGUAUGUGAAAACGGGUUCUCUGAAAAAUGCGGAAUUUAUUGUGUCUGAAAUGGAAAAAGGUGGUGUUUUGCCGGAUGAGCACACUUAUAGUCUGUUGAUUGAUGCAUAUGCACAAGCAGGAAGAUGGGAGAGUGCUAGGAUUGUGUUGAAAGAGAUGGAGGCAAGCAAUUUGCAGCCUAAUUCGUAUGUUUAUAGUAGAAUCUUGGCGAGUUUUCGCGACAAAGGGGAGUGGCAGAAAUCGUUUCAAGUUCUGAAGGAGAUGAAGAGCUGUGGGAUACAACCUGAUAGGCAGUUUUACAAUGUGCUGAUAGAUACUUUUGGGAAGUAUAAUUGUCUUGAUCAUGCAAUGUCAACGUUUGAGCGAAUGCUAUCGGAGGGGAUUCGACCUGACACUGUUACGUGGAAUACAUUGAUCGAUUGUCAUUGUAAGUCGGAGCGCCAUGAUAGAGCAGAGGAGUUGUUUGAGGAAAUGCAGCAGGGUGGAUACUCACCUUGCAUCAUGACCUAUAACAUUAUGAUAAAUUCCAUGGGGGCACAGGAAAGAUGGGACCAAGUAACUAACUUGUUAACCAGAAUGCAGAGUCAGGGAUUACUACCCAAUUCAGUGACAUACACAACUCUGGUUGAUAUAUAUGGAAAAUCAGGAAGAUUUAAUGACGCAUUAGAAUGCUUGGAGGUCUUGAAAUCUACGGGAUUCAUGCCGACUUCCACCAUGUAUAAUGCCCUAAUCAAUGCCUAUGCACAAAGGGGUUUGUCUGAACAAGCAGUAAACGCAUUCAGGAUGAUGACUGCUGAGGGUCUGACACCUUCUUGUUUAUCUCUCAAUUCAUUAAUUAAUGCAUUCGGUGAAGAUAGAAGGGAUGCUGAAGCCUUUGCUGUACUGCAGUACAUGAAAGAAAAUAACUUGGAACCUGAUGUAGUUACUUAUACUACGCUUAUGAAAGCUUUGAUUCGUGUUGACAAGUUCCAUAAGGUUCCAUCUGUGUAUGAAGAAAUGGUUAUGUCAGGGUGCACUCCAGAUAGAAAAGCUAGAGCAAUGCUGCGAUCUGCUCUUAAAUACAUGAAGCAGACACUGAAAUCAUAAUUAAAUUAUCAAGCACAUUCACAAAGCCAAAACAGAGUCAACUUUGCUCACCUGGUGUACUUGGUUAUAAUUCUGGAGACUAGUAUAGAUGGCGCGCAGCUCAUCCUGGAUAUGUAUGCUCUCCAAUAGUGCUUGAAUAAGAAAAGAAGUUGCAGAAAUCACGACAUGGAACUCCCUUCUGUACCCCCCAAAAAAUAUUCAUGCAGAGAAACGCAUAGAAAGUUAAUUGGCUUUCCCUAAUGCUGUACUAAUGUGUCUAUCAAUCUUUGGGAUUAAUAAGUUUAAUGUAAGUAAAAUUUAAAAUUUAUAUGUAAGAUGCAUAUUUCAUGAUCAUAAAUGGGAUUACAUUAUAAAAAGAAAAAGGAAGAGUGAGUGUGCAAGCAUUUCAUUUACAUUUGCAAUGUGGUUCUGCACUCGUUGUAGUUACAUAGAGCACUGAAUCAUGCUAUUUCUUCGUCGAAAGUCGGAUGAAUAAACUGCUAUUGUAUUUGUUUAUAUAACAAUGGAGAC